Molecule: messenger RNA, 1428 nt
Organism: Blepharisma stoltei
Lineage: Eukaryota; Ciliophora; Heterotrichea; Heterotrichida; Blepharismidae
Source: the annotation of a GenBank genome assembly
AUGGAAAUUGAUCGUCCAGAGGACCAAAACUCUGAAACAAAGAAAAAUUCCUCUCUAUUCCAGAUAUUCUUUAUCCUUCUAGAAGUGGUCAUUGUGAUUCUAUAUGGCAUUUUUGUCGAAUUUCGUUACGACCCCGUCGAUCCUAGCCUCCCUUGGAAUGAAGAGCCGCAGACUGCUUUUGUUACAGGUUACCCAGUAAUGCAAGAUGUGUCAGUCAUGAUGUUUAUUGGCUUUGGAUUCCUAAUGACUUUUCUUAGAACUCAUAGUUGGUCAGCGGUUGGGUUUAACUUUAUUCUAACAGUCGUGGUAUUCCAGAUGUACAUCCUUUACAAUGGGUUCUGGAUCAGAUGUGUGAGUGGAGACAACUGGGACUUUAAAAUUCAAGUAGACAUCACUACAAUGGUGACCGCUUUAUACUGCUGUGCAGCCAUAUUAAUCAGCUUAGGAGGAGUUUUAGGCAAGCUAAAUUUGUUUCAGCUCCUGGUUAUGGCGUUUAUCGAGGCAUGCUUUUACGCAUUAAAUGAAGCUAUUUGCUUUGAUAGAAUCCACCUACAAGACAUCGGUGGGAGUAUAACAAUCCAUACAUUUGGGGCUUACUUUGGCUUGUCAGUGACGAUGAUGAUUUCACCAAAACAAACUAAAGGACAUCCAAAAAACAGUUCAAAUUAUAACUCGAACUUAUUUGCUAUGAUUGGAACUCUGUUUUUGUGGAUGUACUGGCCUAGCUUUAACUGUUUCCCUGCUUUAAACCCUGAAGACAGAAUCCGAUCAGUUAUUAACACUCUUCUAGCACUGACUGGAUCAACAACUGCUGUAUUUAUUACUUCUUCUAUAUUUAAGAAAGGAAAAUUGAGCAUGGAAGACGUCUUAAAUGCAACUUUAGCAGGAGGAGUCUGUGUAGGGACGAGUGCAGACCAAAUUGUAUAUCCUUUUGCAGCUUUAUUUGUAGGGUAUUGGGCAGGAUUUAUGUCUUGCGUUGGGUUUGAAGUGCUUUCUCCUUUACUUCAGAGAAAAAUUGGACUUUAUGAUACAUGUGGAAUUAAUAACCUUCAUGGAAUGCCAGGAAUUUUUGGAGGCAUUUUUUCAGCUAUUUUUAUAGGUGCUUUAACAGAAGACACUUUAGGGUAUAGAGUUGAGGAUAGAUUUGAUGGUAGAACUGCUUCAGAACAAGGAGGACUGCAAAUUGCAAGCUUAGGAAUUACUUUAGCGAUUGCAAUUAUAACUGGCGUAAUUACAGGCCUAAUUCUAAAAUUGCCAUGCUUUAACGGACCUCAUGACUUGUUUGAAGACCAGGUUUUCUGGGAGAUGGACGAGCAUCAAGUCCCUAACGGGUAUAUUCCAACCAUGACUCGCGAAUUGAUCACUGAAGGUAUGGAGUCUCCUCGUAAGCACAAACAUCAUGAUAAAGAGCUUAAAGAAAUCGAAUAA